Messenger RNA from Eucalyptus grandis, 1190 nucleotides. RefSeq names its product glutathione transferase GST 23. The record is from RefSeq and is a predicted model, not a curated record. Gene Ontology annotation, molecular function: glutathione transferase activity. NCBI's taxonomy places the organism in Eukaryota, Viridiplantae, Streptophyta, Magnoliopsida, Myrtales, Myrtaceae. The transcript is spliced from 2 exons. Gene Ontology annotation, biological process: glutathione metabolic process. Gene Ontology annotation, cellular component: cytoplasm. The coding region runs from base 319 to 996 and encodes 225 amino acids.
UCCUUCUGUUGCUAGAGAUUGAUGGUCUCAUAUUGAUCACGAAUAGGUAGAGCAACUUGCCCCUUUACGCAACAUACUUAGAGUUUGUUAAUGCAUUAUACGUUCGAGACAAGUCGAGUGAGACUUAACUCGGCCCACCUCAGUUGAUCAUCUGAGUAUAAAUCAAGCAAGUGGUUUUCACUGCCUUGUCCUCUUCCCGAGCAUCAAAGAUUUCGUGACUUUUGGUACUCAAGAAGCAGUUCUUUUCACUUAUAUUUGUCUGAGGAAUGGCCAAAACAGAGCUCGAUUAUUCAACAUUUGCUUUGGCACAAACCGACGAUGGCCGAUGGAGGAGAGGUGAAGCUGCAUGGGUUCUGGGGGAGUCCGUACGCACUGAGAGUGAUAUGGACGUUGAAGCUGAAACAAGUCCCUUAUGAUUAUUUGGAAGAGGAUCUCCCCAACAAGAAGAGCUCGCUGCUCUUGCAGUACAACCCGGUCCACAAGAAGGUCCCGGUUCUCGUCCACCACGGGAAGCCGAUCCCGGAGUCCCUCGUGAUACUUGAAUACAUUGACGAGACGUGGAAGCAGAGCCCUCUCCUUCCUCAGGAUCCCUAUGAGAGAGCCAGAGUGCGUUUCUGGGCCAAGUUCGCAGAUGAGAAGUGUAUGCCGGCUAUGAAGGCUGUGUUCUGCACUGAAGGCGAGGAGCAACAGAAGGCCGUGUUAGAAGCUCGAGAGACCCUGAAGACCCUGGAGAGUGGACUGGAGGGGAAGCUGUUCUUUGGAGGUGAGACGAUCAACUUUGCGGAUGUCGCUACAGGCUAUAUUGGUUGUUGGGCUCGAAUUGUCGAGGAAAUCACCGGCACCACUCUCAUUGAUGCUGAGAGCAUGCCUUCGCUCGAUGCUUGGUCCAAGAGGUUUCUGGAGCUACCCGUCAUCAAGGAAUGCGUGCCCCCUUGGGAUAAACUGAUAGAGCUCAAUUCUGGGUUCCUCCAGAAGUACCUCGCUUCAUUGAAAUGAUCUUUCUUCACUACCAUUUCCAAAUUCUUUAGGACUGCGUUAGAGGGACUGCGGACUAUUGUGUUGUAUCUCCAGCUCAUGAUGAUAAAACACGAUCUGAUAAUAAAGCAUAAUUUAUGCUUGCGUUGUAUUACUCUGUGAAUAUGCUCAGUACAGUUUGCAAUGACAAUACAAACAGAGAGAAUAUUUGUUCA